UGUAAAUAAACAAAGAAGAAGAGAGAUAUUGGGGGGUGGAUUUUUCCGAUUGGGAAUUAACCGGAAGGCGCAGUUUGGAGCAUCGAAAAUUUUUGGCGCACCCAUCCGAGAGCGUCAAAAAAAAUGGCUCCUCGGGAAAUCUGCCGUGUGUGCUCCAACAAAAUGGCCACGGAGGACGAAACCUACAACCUCCUGGAAAUGCCGGACCUCGCCGAGAAGUUCUCCGACUGCACCAAUUUGGUGGUGGAUCCCAUGGAGCACGAAAUGAUGCCCAGUGAAAUCUGCUGUGACUGCUACGAGCAAAUAGAGAAGUUCCACGCCUUCCGGGCCCUCUGCAUUCUCACCGACCACCGGUGGCGGUCGAAGACAUGGCUCUUUUCAAAGGACAUCGGCUUGGAUAAACCCGUGCUGGACGUGGAUGAGUUAACGAAGGAAGCUGCGUCCGAGCCGUUCCUCACGACUCCGGUAAUGAUGAUGUGUGUCGAUGAACUCGCGUCCCAGAGGCCUCCUUUACAAGCUGAAGAAGUCACAGAGUCAGUUCCAAAGGAUAAUGAUCCUGUAGAUGCGGGUGAGGUUUCCUCCUAUAAGUGUGACAUCUGCUUCGAGGAAUUCUCGGAUGAGAAGCGAUUUUCCACCCACAAACGGGAACACGAUGGCCACAGUCUGUACCACUGCACCGAGCCGGGAUGUGAAGAGUCCUUCAAUCGAUACGAGAGCCUAAGGCAGCACGAAUUGGAGCACGCGGAGGUGGGGAUGCGGUUCGUGUGCGAUCAGGAGGGCUGCAAAAAGAUGUACCGUCACAAGGGCUCCCUCAAGACUCACCUGAGCAAGGCUCAUCAGAUCGGAAAGCCUCUGAAAACUCACGUGUGCGAGUACUGCGGAAAAAUGUUCCAAAACCAGGCGGGUCUGACACAUCACAGAUUCACGCACCGCGCCAACCUUCAGCUGCCAUUUGCCUGCGAGGUUCCCGGCUGCUCCUUGAGGUUCCAGACCAAGCAGAAGCUGGAGGUCCACAUGCUGCGACACAACGGCAUCAAGAACUUCAGCUGCCCCUACUGCGGCCUGAGGAAGACCACAAAGAAUGAGCUGCGUCUGCACAUUAACUUCCACACGCUCGAAAGGACUUGGUCCUGUUCGCAGUGCCCCAAAGUGUGCAACAGCUCGACCAGCCUCAAGAAACACUUUCGCACCAUCCACGAAAAGGCCAGGGACUACGCCUGCAGCCACUGCGAGAAAUCAUUCGCCACCGCAGACACUCGCAAGUACCACGAGAUGACCCACACGGGCGAGAAGAACUUCGAGUGCCAUGACUGCGGAAGACGCUUCACCCAGCCGGCCGCCCUCCGCACCCACCGUAAAAUCCACGAACGCGAGGAGCCCAAGCAGCUGCCCACAUUCACUAUUGCCACUUUCUUCCAGGAGUUCACGGUGAACUGAAGGGGUUAAAAUAAGUGCUUCCAUUUACUAAAUACGAUACGAAAUAAUUGAAAGUUUAAAGUUAAACGCAACAUAUACAUAUAAUCGCAGUACAAAGAGUUUGGGGAAGUCC
Messenger RNA from Drosophila ananassae, 1549 nucleotides. Its product is annotated as gastrula zinc finger protein XlCGF46.1. The record is from RefSeq and is a predicted model, not a curated record. Gene Ontology annotation, cellular component: nucleus. Gene Ontology annotation, molecular function: DNA-binding transcription factor activity, RNA polymerase II-specific; zinc ion binding; RNA polymerase II transcription regulatory region sequence-specific DNA binding. The transcript is spliced from 3 exons. Bases 124 to 1437 code for a protein of 437 amino acids. Gene Ontology annotation, biological process: regulation of transcription by RNA polymerase II. Lineage: Eukaryota; Metazoa; Arthropoda; Insecta; Diptera; Drosophilidae.